Anopheles nili is the source of this 2748-nucleotide messenger RNA. RefSeq names its product zinc finger MYND domain-containing protein 11-like. The record is from RefSeq and is a predicted model, not a curated record. Gene Ontology annotation, biological process: regulation of transcription elongation by RNA polymerase II. Bases 1 to 2403 code for a protein of 800 amino acids. NCBI's taxonomy places the organism in Eukaryota, Metazoa, Arthropoda, Insecta, Diptera, Culicidae. Gene Ontology annotation, molecular function: protein binding; transcription corepressor activity. The transcript has 8 exons.
AUGUCGCAUAUAUUUAAUUGGAAGACGCCUUGCGAAGUCAUCAAAACCAUUUGGAACAUCAUAAACGUCACGCAAGGCGAAGAAAUCGAACAUACAAAGCUGGUGAAACAACUAGCUAAAUUGUUGUUUGAAAGCAAUUACGAUUUGGCUGAACAACAUGUGAACACCGCAUUGGCAGAUGGGCUGCUGAGCGCUCAAACAAAACCGAAAAGAAAGCAAAAAUCCAGCAUCCAAUAUACAUUGCCCAACAUGCAGUUUUUUUCCUUUUCUGACGAACAGCCUGACAUGUGUUGCUAUGAAUGUCACACCAUUGGAGACCUUAUCAAAUGUGAGAGCUGUGUUCGAAGUUUCCAUAAAGAUUGUAUUAAAUCUUUGGAAGAAAAGCAACUGGAACUAGAACAAUUCGUUUCAAAGCAAAAGCGUAUCACUAUAUCAUCAUUCGGAGUGCAAACGUCGAACAUCCAGAGACGAAACUCUGUGGCAUCACAAGAUGUCAUCGAGGACAGUAACGUUUCCUUAGUAGAUCUUCCAACAUCAAACAUUAUUCCGUUGCCUGGAGAAGAUGAUAUACAGGAGGUGAUUGAAAUUAGUUUUAACACUGAAACACAAGCUACUGAAACACCGCCUUUCUUCGAAUGUGUAAAACACGAGUCAAACGUGGAAGAAUUGCGUGAGAAUGUCAAAGUCGAAAACGAUAUCAAAGAAGGAAUCGUAACAGACGAGGCCCUGUUCGUGUGCAUGGUACGCCCACCAAACAGACGGCUCGAAAGGGGUCUUGACACACCCACAAUCAAACCGGAAGAGUCUGCUGAAAUCGACGACGCGAUAUUCCGUCGAUUUUGCUACGCUUGCCGGCUUCUUAAGGACAGUUCGAACAAUGCACCACCGAAUGUUGGUAAGUGCGAGUUAAAUUACUUGCUAAAUUUUGUCAUCGAGCAAUACAAAUCAUGGCUCCCAGAAGACACAUUUUCAUUCUCGAAAAUUCGGAAAGGAAAACCACAGCAAUCGAUGGUCUUGGAACGAAAAACAAUAGAAAUUUGUAAGAAGAUGCUCCUUCGCACACCGAAAUCGAUCGCAGAUAUACGCAAAAAGAUAGCCGAUCAACAGUACAACACACUAGAUGAGCUUCAUGUCGACCUGGAAGACGUUGCUCAUAAUGUGGGCGUUAUCCAUGGAAUAACCUCGUUCGAUUACAGCGCCGUUAUGUACAUGCUGGCAGAUUGUGUUUACGAUCUGUUCGAGAUCCGCCGAUGUCCAGACUGUUACCGGCAUUCUAACGAAAAAGCGGAACCGGAUUGGUUUGCUCGACCGUGUCGCACUCGCCAUGAGCUGGUAUUUGCCAAACAAAAAGGCUACCAGUACUGGCCAGCAAAAGUUAUACGUGUGGAGAAUAACAAGUACGAUGUCCGCUUUUUUGGAGACAAACAUUUGCGAGCGCUGGUGGAUGUUAAUAGUGUUAAGCCCAUAGAUACUGAUCUGCUCACACUGGGUGUCAACAAAAAGCACAGAGGAUUCCAACUAGCGAUGGAGGAAAUGUUAAAACAUCAAGCACUUAUUGAUGGCUUCAGGGAUCACUACUCCUAUGCAUCCAUUUCCGAAGGUGUGCCACAACUUUUAAGCUCUAUGGGCGGCACAUUCCAUCCAACCGAGAUGUUUCUUGAACAUGCAAUGUCAAGUGGAAAAAAUAGCGUUCCCAGAGGAAAAAAACGAAACAUUCAAACCCAUCAAACUGAACAUCUUGCUGUCGACCAUUUUAGUUCUCAUCAAAGCUCUAGUGAUCCGGAACCAAAUUCUAGCGUGAACGAGCGAUUGUUCAGAGCAAAACGUCGAGGAAGGAUGUCUCAAAGCCAAACUCCUGCAAAGAAAACCCGGUCCAGUAAUAAAACAAUAUCAAGCAACGUCGCUUCCGAGACAAAUAGCACAUUACCGGCUACACGAAAGGGAGGGCAACAGAAUAAUAAUACCAUUAGCGAUAAUUACAAUAAUUCGGGCAACGAUUUAACCGACACGCAUACGGUGCGAUUGCCUCGUACGAAACAGAACCAAAUGCGGCUGGUUCCCGAAAACGAUUCCUUUAGAAUGAACAAACUGUUUCAUCAAGUAUGUGAUCCAGAGGAGCUUAAAAAAGUGGCGCUUAAAAUAUUACAGGAAAAUGAAGAACGGUUCUCUAGAAAAUUGGAAUGGAUAAAGGAAACGCACAAGAAACAGAUUAGCGACGUAAAGAAAAAGCUAUGGUGCAUUGUGUGCGAAAUGGAGGCCAGUUUGCGAUGUUGUUGGAAUACUUAUUAUUGCUCACAUUUAUGUCAGACCAAGCAUUGGCUAGAACACCAAAAACAGCAUCGACCAGGUCGCAGAGAUGGCCCAUAUGAGUCCGGAUCCGCCACAUCACGAGACUGCAUUUAACAGCAUCUAGGCUCUUCGAGAUAAUCAAUCAUGGAUGGUAGCUAAUUCUAAGGCGUGAUGCCAGUAAAUCCUAGGUCAAUCGAAAAUCCCCAUAAACACGUCGUGUGUUACUAUUUGCAUUUUUGCUGCAAAUAAUCUCUAAACAUUUGACGCUCUUUCAUAAAAGAAAUUCAGAAAAAGAAGAAUUUUAUUCGUAAAAUGGCCCCAUCAUUAUCAUAUUCAUUUUCGAAUUCUUAGAUUAGUUAAGAAUAUUUGCGUUCCAAAGUUUAACCUUAAUACGGUUUUUUUUAUUUUCUGCAGACACGCUGCAAAAUAGAAAUAAAUUAUCGUGAAUUUUGUCAUUGA